AUGAUAGGAAUCCCACAAAAGGAAAGGACGCGUGGUGGAGUGACCGGUGUCGAUGCAAGAGUUCAAGUGUCCUCCGUUAAGGCAGAAGGGCUGGUCGGCGCCGAAGAGGAGGGUAUCUAUGGCAGGGUGACCCAAGAUGGUGAGGCAGCCCAGCUAGGCGCCAAAAGCCAGGCAACCCAAAUGAACGUUACUGGCAUGGCGACCCAGCUAGGUGAAAAGGUGCCAUGGACGCCAGGUGGCCCUGCUUGUCNGAGCUAG
This is a messenger RNA of Ilex paraguariensis (yerba mate), 258 nucleotides long. The record is from the annotation of a GenBank genome assembly. NCBI's taxonomy places the organism in Eukaryota, Viridiplantae, Streptophyta, Magnoliopsida, Aquifoliales, Aquifoliaceae.